Messenger RNA from Myxocyprinus asiaticus (Chinese sucker), 1039 nucleotides. Its product is annotated as non-histone chromosomal protein HMG-17-like. Bases 150 to 380 code for a protein of 76 amino acids. Gene Ontology annotation, molecular function: nucleosomal DNA binding. Gene Ontology annotation, biological process: chromatin organization. Gene Ontology annotation, cellular component: nucleus; chromatin. The record is from RefSeq and is a predicted model, not a curated record. NCBI's taxonomy places the organism in Eukaryota, Metazoa, Chordata, Actinopteri, Cypriniformes, Catostomidae. The transcript is spliced from 6 exons.
CAAUAUAAAAACUUAGUAAAACAUAUACAGCCGUUAUUGUAUUUUUACGCGAACCGCAGAGAGGCGUGCACGGCGUCGUCGCUUACCAGCACGUUAUUUACACAAAUAUUCUGAUCGUAGCAUUUUUUUGCUGAUUUUUUGGAGUCAAGAUGCCCAAAAGAAAGGCUGAUGGUGACAAAGCCGCCAAAGGCAAGGAGGAGCCAACAAGACGCUCUGCAAGAUUGUCUGCUAAACCAGCUCCCCCUAAAGCAGAACCAAAGCCCAAAAAAGCUGCACCUAAGAAGCCCGCCAAGGGGAAGAAGGGCAGCAACCCUGCUGAAAAUGGAGAUGCCAAGGCAGACCAGGCACAAAAGGUUGACGCUGCUGCUGAUGCUAAAUGAAAAGCUGAUGAGUGUCUGAUCCUUCUAUGUACUUGGUGACUGUACAGUUUGAAAUAACUAUUUUUUACCAAGUUUUAUAUUAAGAAUAACAUUUAUAGUUGACUUGCUUUUUGAUGUACUGAUUGAUUUGACACAAGUUACUAUGUUUCAUUCAUGUCCAUUCGUAUCCCAUUUUUAGAAUCAAGCCGUCUUUAUCUUGCCAAAUAUGGUUUCCACAUUCGUUAAAUCGGUGUUUAAAACGGUAAAAUGCACCAAUUUUGUCCUUAGCUUGUGUGUUUCCUUUACUUUCUUUUUCUUUGGAUUUUAAACACCAAAACAUUCUCAAAAGGCAGCUUAAGAGUGUUUCUAAAAUGUUGUGAGAAGGGUUUUCACCAUGUUGUUAGCAUUUAAUCUUACAAAUACUGUUUUAAUUUUUACUUUUUUUUAAGGACGUUACAAUGAAAUUGUCACAAAAAAAAAAUAAAAAAUACACAAAAAAAUUUGAUAAAUGAUGAAUAAAUUGACAAUGUGAACUUAAAAUUUCCUUAGAGGUGUGUUAGAAUUUGUCUUCUUUUUUUUUUUAAUUAAGUUAUGUUCUGAAACAGUGGAAGGAUAUUCAGUGACUGUGCAAAGCGCUUUGUUUUAAAUGGUUUUGAAUAAAAAAAAACUGUCCAGAAAAA